This is a messenger RNA of Armigeres subalbatus, 2703 nucleotides long. RefSeq lists its product as uncharacterized. The record is from RefSeq and is a predicted model, not a curated record. Bases 1 to 2703 code for a protein of 900 amino acids. Gene Ontology annotation, molecular function: nucleic acid binding; zinc ion binding. Lineage: Eukaryota; Metazoa; Arthropoda; Insecta; Diptera; Culicidae. The transcript has 3 exons.
AUGGCGCUCGCCGAUCCUACUGCUUCCUCAAAUGCCACGCCUGCUGUUAUGCCUGUUUCGUUCAGUUUCGAGCCUUUCAACGCAGCAACUGCUAAAUUUGACCGCUGGUUGGAGCGCUUAGAAAUUUCGUUCCGGAUCUACAAGGUUGCUCAGGCUGACAGGCGAGAUUACUUGCUGCACUUCAUGGGUGGUCCAACGUACGAUGUUUUGUGCAAUAAGUUGCAGAACCGUUCCCCGGAAACCCGUACAUACAACGACAUCGUUGUGCUUCUAAAAGCACAUUACAGUCCGGCGCCACUGGAGAUCUUGGAAAACUACAAAUUCAUCUGUAGGAAGCAGUUGGACCAUGAAGCCCUGUGCGACUACAUAACGGACCUCGAAAAACUGGCACAGACAUGCAACUUUGGUGCCCAUUUGGAAACUGCCAUCCGGAAUCAGUUUGUUUUCGGAUUACGGAAUCGUACCAUUCAAUCCCGUUUACUGGAGGUACGUGCAUUGACUCUAGAGAAAGCAAAGGAAAUCGCUUUCAGCAUGGAAAUGUCACAUAGAGGUACUGACGAAAUGCAUGGAACGGUUUCUAAAUCGGAGGUUCAAUUUCUGGAACAAGGACGUCAGAAGAAGAAGAAGAUGAGUACGAAAAUGUCGGCGCCGAAAACAACGUCUAAAUACUCGUCUCAGGAGAAAGCUUGCUACCGAUGCGGAGAUCCAGGUCACUUUGCCAACAAGUGCAGACAUCAGUCAACCAUAUGUAAUUACUGCAAACGCAAAGGACACUUGGAGAAAGUUUGCCAAACGAAAUUACGUGGAAACCCGAAGGAGAAGGCUGUUACACACCACAUCGAAGACUCACCUGUAAUCAAAGAUGUCUUUCACCUGCGAAGCAUGCCGGGGUUUGCCGACAAAUUCAUGCUGGAUCUAACGAUUGAUGGGAGGACGCUGACUUUCGAGGUAGAUACUGGAUCACCGGUUUCCCUAAUUAGUUCCCACGACCAAAUACGGUACUUCAAGGACUUCCCUAUCCACCCGACUGUUACAAAACUGGUAAGUUAUUGCGACACCGAUAUUAAUGUUCUCGGGAAAAUUAUGGUUAAUACACAUUCGAACGGUGAUGCGCUCACACUACCUUUACAUGUGGCGGAGUCUAACAGACAUCCAAUUUUGGGUCGUGACUGGUUGCUUCGAUUAAAUAUCGAUUUCAAUAGCGUUUUCAAACCUGGAGUACAUUCAAUUUCAAAUUCCAAUUCUUGCAAAUCGACUCCCAAUGCAUUGUCAAAAAUAUUGGACAAAUAUUCUCGUGUUUUCGAUGGGAGCAUUGGAAAAAUGACAGGUGUUCAGGCUACUCUAAAUAUGCGCGCGGAUGUACAACCGGUGUACAUAAAGCAACGGCCAGUAGCAUUUUCGGUACGCGAUGCGGUAGAAACUGAAAUAGAUAGGCUUGUUAAGGAUGGCAUUUGGGAGAAAAUUGAUCAUUCUGAUUGGGCUACACCUGUUGUUCCAGUUAGAAAAGCUGGUGGCAAGGUCAGGUUGUGCGGUGACUACAAAAUCACCAUCAAUCCCAAUUUACUGGUAGACGACCAUCCAUUACCAACGGUUGAGGAGUUGUUUGCGACAGUCGCGGGAGGAGACAAAUUUUCAAAAAUAGAUUUGUCACAGGCUUAUUUGCAGCUCGAAGUCCGAGUGGAGGACAGGUGUUUACUGACACUUAGUACUCACAAAGGACUAUAUCGUCCCACCAGAUUGAUGUAUGGUGUGGCUUCCGCCCCAGCUGUGUUUCAAAGAUUGAUGGAACAGAUAUUGCAGGGCAUUCCAGGUGUUACUGUUUUUAUCGACGACAUUCGUGUCACGGGGCCUGAUGACGAGUCCCAUUUGCGCAGAUUAGAAGAAGUGCUUAGGCGUUUAGAGACACAUGGUAUGCGUGCCAAUCGUGAAAAGUGUGAGUUCUUUUCAAGCCAAAUCGAUUACUGUGGCUAUUCAGUGGAUAAGCGUGGUAUCCAUAAACUAUCAUCGAAGGUAGAUGCAAUUCAGAGUAUGCCUGUUCCAGCCGAUAAAGAUCAAAUGAAGUGCGACGAAUCGUUCAAUUUGGUGAAGAAAGAGAUGCAGUCUGAUAGAUUUUUGGUCCAUUUCGAUACUAAUCUUCCUCUGGUACUUGCGACCGAUGCUUCGCCUUACGGCGUAGGGGCUGUUCUUAGUCAUCGGUUCCCGGAUGGAACAGAGCGCCCACUUCAAUACGCUUCUCAGACAUUGACUCGCACUCAGCAAAAGUAUUCGCAGAUUGAUAAGGAAGCCUAUUCCAUUGUGUUUGGUAUUCGCAAGUAUUAUCAGUAUCUGUUCGGUCGCAAAUUUACGCUAGUGACCGAUAACAAGCCAGUCAGCCAAAUCUUUUCAGAGAACAAAGGUCUUCCUACUAUGUCCGCAAUGCGUAUGCAGCACUACGCUGCUUUUCUCCAAAACUUCGAUUACAAGAUUCGAUACCGCCGUUCUUCGGAGCAUUGCAAUGCGGAUGCUAUGUCACGUCUUCCGGUUGCUGUGACUGAUUCCGAAAGUGAAAUUGAAGAGCCUGAUGCAGUUGAAAUCAAUUCCAUACAAAUACUGCCAUUAACUGUAGAUGAGUUAGGUUCUGCUACACUAGCAGAUAGUAGCGUACGGGAGUUAAUCCGUGGAUUGAGAACAGAUAUGGGUAAAGUUGCAUUCACCAAUUUAUGA